Messenger RNA from Radiomyces spectabilis, 2320 nucleotides. RefSeq lists its product as uncharacterized. The record is from RefSeq and is a predicted model, not a curated record. Gene Ontology annotation, molecular function: RNA polymerase I core promoter sequence-specific DNA binding. The transcript is spliced from 8 exons. Lineage: Eukaryota; Fungi; Mucoromycota; Mucoromycetes; Mucorales; Radiomycetaceae. Gene Ontology annotation, cellular component: RNA polymerase transcription factor SL1 complex; RNA polymerase I core factor complex. Bases 338 to 1903 code for a protein of 521 amino acids. Gene Ontology annotation, biological process: nucleolar large rRNA transcription by RNA polymerase I; RNA polymerase I preinitiation complex assembly.
AUUUGAUUGGCAUUUUUAUCUCUUUUUUCUUGGCCUUUGGAUAUGGUCAAAGCAGUGACGGGCGUUUUACUGGAGUGUGAUAGUACAGUAAAGCAAAUCAUACUGAAUCUCAAUAAGCGCGGAAACUUUGUUAUCGAAGAUCUUGACGACACUCAUUUGUUCAUUGAAGCUUCGUGGGUUAAACAACUUCAGUACGAACUGGAUCGCAUCUUGGACGAAAACUCGUAUACCAUUUCCGGUGAAGAUAAAGAAAGUCGCAACAAAAACUAGUCAGCACUUGUCCAUCUCUUUUUUACUUUCCUAUCUCUCGAAACUAUUCCUGUUCCUGUAUACCAAAAUGAGUUCCCAAAAACGAAAUAUGCGAUGUCCUCAAUGUGGCACCAAACGAUUCAGAAAGUCGGCGGAAGGUCAUUACAUCUGUAAAUAUGGACAUCAGUUGCUGGGUUGGCAAGAAGAAACCGCAGAUGAGACCGUACCUCCUACAAGUCGUUUGAAACGCAAGAAACACAAAAAAGUGAUUGAAAAAAAUAACCGCAAAUUGUAUGGCGCAGAGUUACGCACGCUGACGUAUCGUAUUUUCCAGUAUGGUUUGCGAAUGAUGGCACGAACGUUUGUACGCGAUAUCGGAUUACCGGCUGAAUUCGAAUAUGUGACACGUGAACUGUGGAUUCUCUAUGUUCAGGACGCCAACAUCGUUUUAGCGGAUCAGCAUUUGUUUGAAGAUGAGAUCAAACCGCGACGCCGAAAACAUUCCAUAGACGAUGAUCUCGAUCUCGAUUUACAGUUGGCAUCCGAUGACGAACCUUCAAGCAGUGCACCCAUGGUGAUGACGAGCGCCACCUCUACGGAUACAAAAAGCACCAAGUCCCAUUCAUUGAGCUUUCAGAAUAUCAUUACUCUGUGUUACCUGGCGUGUCGUUGGUUACGCUGUCCGGUGCUGGUCAGUGAUAUCCGCCGUUGGUGUAUCACGGGUAAACUUCCUUACCUAAGACUCAACAACUCGAUACCUGAAUCGAUCCGACUUCAGUUGGAUAAUCGGGACCUGCAAAAUUUGCGAGUCGUCCCAAACGUCAGUGGAUUACAUCGACAAGCAUUGCAGUUUAUGCAACGAUAUGAAAAAAAUUGCCAACUUGUCUUUCCAGAGAUCAACCACCCACUGAUUCUUGCUCGAUUCUGGCAUCAUUUUGUUUUACCUCCGGAUAUGUAUUUCUGCGCGAUGGGAUUGUAUGAAAUGCUCAAAGAAAAGGGAUACCAUAAACGGUACCGCUGGGAAGGAGAAUCGCCUGACGUGCAGUGUAUGAUAUGCAUUCUCAUUGCGGUCAAGUUCAUUUACGUCUUGAAUGAUAUUGAUGAGGGAGAUCCCUAUUACGAUGACAAUGCGCUGAAUCCGCCCUUACCAAAAUCGACUUGGUUAAAACUUGUAACAACCAAUGCGGAGCGAUGGCAUCGUACUAUAGAUACAAGUGCAAUCAAUUCGCCCGAUAUUGAUUUUGGCCCGCUUAUCAAAUACAUUGACGAGUUCGCGAGCCGACAAAUUCAUUACCGUGGUCGAGCAAAUAAAAAAAACAUGUUGCAAGAUUAUAUGCAGCGUCUAAGCCGUGACUUGGGAGCAAGCUUUAGUGAGCCAAGUCUGUCGUCUGACCAUGAUGUCUUCCUUAAUUCGUAUCAAGAUCUUUUGGAAACCGUGGCGAAGCCUCGCGCAUCAACGUACCUUGCCGGUAGUAAAUAUCUGUGGUACGGUGUCGAUCGGAAGGACGUUUUCCCCAAAGAGUAUGAAUCCGUGGUUGGUUUCGGAGCAAGCAUCCUGGAGAUUGAAGUUAUUGAACUUCAAGCACACUUGCGAAACGCCGAGAAAAAGCUGUACUUACACGCUAGACACAAAGGAAUUGUCCAGGAUCCGUAAUUUCCCAAAAUUUUAUCACCGUUUCUUUUUCUUCUUCUCCUUCCAUGUUUCAUAUUUCAUCUUUAUACUUUACUUUUACAUCCAAAACCUUUCUUGAAAAUUGUUUUUAUCGUUCCUUUUAUUGCAAAACUUGUCAACAUUCAGUUAGCAUCAUUAUCAAGAAGCCAUGACAUACGGCGCAUCUGUCGAUUUUGAAUCCUGCAAAUAUAAAAGAAGGCGCAGGAUAUCCUUGAUAUCUCUUCUACUUACAAAGUCCUCCAAUAAUGGAAACAUGUUUCUGAUUGCCUUUCAUAAGCACAGGCGAGCGAUUGACGAUCAAAUAGGUCUUUUUCUUUCGAUUUCAGACGGAGACAGUUUCGAAGGGUUGUGUUCAAGCAUAAAAUCAAGACAAUAAGGAGCAGAUCCACACAUAACUAG